GUCGUCAAUCUCCCGGAGGCGGCAACCGCUCCGCCUCGGCCCUUCCCGGUUGGCGCGGCGAGCUGCUCCUCGGUUUUCUGGCGACCAUGGGGGACCCCAGCAAGCAGGACAUCCUGACCAUCUUUAAGCGCCUCCGCUCGGUGCCCACCAACAAGGUGUGUUUUGAUUGUGGUGCCAAAAACCCCAGCUGGGCGAGCGUAACCUACGGGGUGUUUCUUUGCAUCGAUUGCUCAGGAUCACACCGGUCGCUGGGUGUUCACUUGAGUUUUAUUCGGUCUACAGAGUUGGAUUCCAACUGGUCUUGGUUUCAGUUGCGCUGCAUGCAAGUUGGAGGAAAUGCUAAUGCGUCUUCCUUCUUCCAUCAGCACGGGUGUGCCACCAACGACAGCAAUGCCAAGUACAACAGUCGCGCUGCCCAGCUCUAUAGGGAGAGAAUCAGGUCCCUCGCCUCCCAGGCCACGCGCAAGCACGGCACCGAUCUGUGGCUUGAUAGCUGUGUGGUUCCGCCUGCAUCCCCUCCACCAAAGGAGGAAGAUUUCUUUGCCUCUCAUGCUUCUCCUGAGGUGAGUGGCCCAGGGUGGGCGUCAGCACAACCAGAACCAUCCUCUUUAGCAUCAAGGAAUGUGGAAACCACUCCAGCAAAUCAUCAAGGUGGACAAGAACAAGGACCAAGUGUGGAUGGUCUUAAUGCGCCGACCAAGGCUGCUUUAGAGGUUUCCUCUAUCAUAAAAAAGAAACCCAGUCAAGCUAAAAAAGGGCUUGGGGCCAAAAAGGGAAGCUUGGGAGCCCAGAGACUGUCAAAUACGUGCUUUAAUGAAAUUGAAAAACAAGCCCAAGCUGUGGAUAAAAUGAAGGAAACGGAAGACGUUCUGGCCAGGGCGGCGCCUAACGAAGAAUCAAUUGUUUCAUCAUUACGAUUAGCCUAUAAGGAUCUUGAAAUUCAAAUGAAGAAAGACGAAAAGGUGAACGUGAGCGGCAAGAAAAAGGUGGACUCGGAGAGGCUCGGCAUGGGCUUCGGGAGCGGCCGGAGUGGUAUUUCACAUUCAGUGACUUCAGAUAUGCAGACCAUUGAACAGGAAACGCCAAUCAUAGCAAAACCAAGAACGAAGUAUAAUGAUGACAAUGAUGAUUCCUACUUUACUUCCAGCUCGAGGUACUUUGACGAGCCGAUGGAGUUGAAGAGCAGUUCUUUUCCUAGCUGGGAUGACAAUUCAAGUUCCUAUUGGAAAAAAGAGACCAUCAAAGAUGCGGACACAAUUCUGAAAAGCACAGGCUAUUCAGACAGACCCACUGCUCGCCGCAAGCCAGACUAUGAGCCAGCUGAAAAUACAGAUGAGGCCCAGAAGAAGUUUGGCAACAUCAAGGCCAUUUCAUCAGAUAUGUACUUUGGAAGACAAGCCCAAGCUGAUUAUGAAACCAGGGCGCGGCUGGAGAGGCUCUCGGCCAGCUCCUCCAUCAGCUCGGCUGAUCUGUUCGACGAGCAGAGGAAGCAGACAGCAGGGAACUACAACCUGGCGAGCGUGCUGCCCACCGCGCCCGACAUGGCCCAGCUGAAGCAGGGCGUGCGCUCCGUGGCCGGGAAGCUCUCCGUCUUCGCCAACGGGGUCAUGACUUCCAUUCAGGAUCGCUAUGGUUCUUAAUACUGAUGUCUGGGCUCUGUUUCCUGGAGAAAUUCCUCUUUAAACGACCCAGUGACCACAACGCAGACUGCAGUGAAGACCAGCCCACAUUGCAGAUCGUUUUGCUACUUUUUCACAUGGUGUAUGUACAUUACUGAUUUUUAAUAUUUCUUUUGAGAAAUUCUUAUUUUUAAUGUAGUGGAAGCUGUAUUGUCAUUUCUGGUGUCACUUCCUGCACGUGUCCUCCUUUUGGCAUGUCCUUGCUUUAUUUCCUGAGAAUCUUUAGUCCCUCCAGGGGCCUGGGGACAGGGCUCCCCCGCCUGCCAUGGGCCACGAGCCUUCACGUGGGGGUCUUGGUGCUGUGUGGCUCACGGGCUGAGGGCUGCCAGAAGCAGCCGGUGCUCGCUGGGCCUGGAGAAACAAAGCUCACAGCGCAUGUUUCAUUAAAAAGCAGCAAAGAAUAAAAACAAGCGACUGAACGUGACUGGCGUCUAAUUUGACAGGCUGCAUCGCUUGUAUUUCCAUAUGUUAAGGUGAUUGCAAAAUAAUGUUUCAAGUCGUCUGUCCCUUUGUAAAUUGUUUAUCUUAUAUGAUUUAUACAUUUCAAAAUAAUUUCCAGUGAGUGCUUUUAACAAACCUAAGCUUCUGCAUCACCGGGGGGAUUAAUCUUUUGACGGGUAUUGCUGUUUGAAUUUAUGAGAAAUGUAAGAGAACUCCCUAAGUGCAUUUAUUAAUCGAUCUAGUGUACAGAAUUAAAAAUGAAUAAGGUGAGAAGAUGCACCAUGGAAAACACCUCAGUAUUUGGGAAAACAGUAGUUGUAAUUGGGUAGUUUUGUAAUAUUUUUUUAUCUUAAUCUUGGUUUUCAAAAAAUUAUAGAAUGUGUAUAAAUGAAUAAAGAAAAAUAAUUUGGCUGUGUUUUAGACAGCAUUAGAAUAUAUUGUUCACAGUAAAAUAUAUGUGAAAUUUGAUGAACCAGAAAUGUGGUUUCAACUGCAUAUUUUGUGAAUCUUUCUUAAAAGCUUAAUUUGUAGACAUGAAUAUAAUAAAAGCUGCGGCAGACGGUG
Molecule: messenger RNA, 2684 nt
Organism: Equus quagga
Lineage: Eukaryota; Metazoa; Chordata; Mammalia; Perissodactyla; Equidae
Gene: ARFGAP3
Product: ADP ribosylation factor GTPase activating protein 3
Exons: 16
Coding region: 87-1640 (517 amino acids)
Biological process (GO): COPI coating of Golgi vesicle
Molecular function (GO): GTPase activator activity
Source: RefSeq, a predicted model, not a curated record